Molecule: messenger RNA, 3298 nt
Organism: Photinus pyralis (common eastern firefly)
Lineage: Eukaryota; Metazoa; Arthropoda; Insecta; Coleoptera; Lampyridae
Exons: 3
Coding region: 371-3298 (975 amino acids)
Molecular function (GO): protein dimerization activity
Source: RefSeq, a predicted model, not a curated record
UCUAGUAGCUGGUAGAUUUUCUAGUAAUUUCAACAAAACGUCUGGUAAAAAAUCUAGUAGUUUGCAGUUCCAACGAGUAAAAAUAGAAAUCCUAGUUGAUUAUUUGCAUUGCAUGUUUACAAUUUGCAAACUACAAAGGGAGGCACGUGGCGUGGUCUCUGGUCUCCUCCGAUUUCCGAACGACCGAACACGUGAUAAGCAAGUGCGUCCGUGUCCUUGGAGUGGAAAUCGCUUGCGCAGUUGCGCUUCAUUUACAUUAGUUACGUAAUUACGUUACAUUGCAUCGCAGACCUGCCACCUGCGACGAUAGUGGUUUCCUCGUCGCUUCCGGUCCAGUUCUAAUUUAUGGUACACAAAUAUUGAAUUAAAAAUGCCGAAACCACAAUACGAACAAAAGUUUAGACAUGCUUGGCUCAAGGAUCCCAUUCUAAAAGAUUGGUUAGUGGCAGUUGAGAGUACAGCAGGAACUACAGGAAAAUGCAGAGUUUGCAACAUCGUUGUAACCAGCCGAUAUGCCGAUCUCAAGAAUCAUGGUGCUUCUAUGAGACACAAAAAGAAUGCAAAACUUAUAUUGGGACCACACCCUCAACCUCAAUUGAAGUUUCCAGGGGAAUCGGAAAUGUUUGCAGCAAAACAGGCGGAACUAAAACUAAGCUUGUUUGUAGCUCAGCACACAUCAGUGCGUGUGGUUGAUCAUCUCGUCAACACAUGCAAAAAGACGUUCGAAGGACAAUCUUCCACACAUAUUAAAAUGCAUCGUACCAAGUGCUCAGGUAUUAUACAAAAUAUAAUAGCGCCACAUUUCUUCAAUGAUUUAAAAAAUGAUAUUGGUGAUUCCAAAUUUAGUCUUUUGCUGGACGAAUCCACCGACAUAACGGUGAGGAAAUAUUUAGGAAUGAUAAUACUUUACUUUAGUGAGCGAGAAAAUAAGCUUGUAACGACUUAUCUUGAUCUUGCCGUUCUCGAUAACUGUGAUGCUGAUGGCCUUUUACACACCAUCAAAACAACAUUAAAUAAAUAUUCCCUCAACCUGCAGAACUUAAUUGGCAUUGGUACAGAUAAUACGAGUGUUAUGACAGGUGCCAACAACGGUUUGUAUGUGAAGUUAAAAGAAGAGGUGCCUGAAUUACUUCUAAUUCGAUGUGUAUGUCACUCGUUGCAAUUAGCAGUAACGCAUGCCUCAAAGGAAACGUUGCCAAGAAACAUUGAAUUUAUCAUUCAGGAAACUUAUAAGUGGUUUUCAAAAUCGUCCUCCAGGCAAUGCGCCUAUAAUGACAUAUACAGCACUAUGAAUGAAGGGCAUAAUCCUUUGAAAAUAGUGCGAGCUUGUCAAACACGAUGGUUAUCCAUUGAAUCGGCUGUAUCUCGAAUUAUAAACCAGUGGGAUGCAUUAAAACUACAUUUUCAGCUGUCUAGAGUGAAAGACAAUUCUUAUACUGCUGAACUUUUGUACCAAAUGUACAAUGACAACAAGAAUUUCGCGUACAUUGCUUUUCUCAGUUCGGUGCUAGGUGAUGUGCAACGUGUAAAUAAAUUGUUUGAAGGGAAUCAAGUAGAUCCUACUAAAUUAUUAAAAGACAUUCUACUUCUACUAGAAAGCCUUAUUAAAAGAGUUACUGCACCAAGACAUCAACUGGAUUUACUCACUGUGGACAUAAACAACUUUGUUGAUAAGCAUUGUUACCUUGGAUAUUUAUUCGAGAAAACAGUGAGAGAAAUGAAAGAAAAUGGUACUUUGUCAGCAGAGGAAGAGCGAUGUUUACGCGAUAGGUGUAUUCAUUUUAUUGUCAAUUUGAUACAGGAAAUACAAAUGAGACUACCUACUAAUGUUGAACUGUUGAAGAAAAUUUCUCUCUUGAGUGUUGAAAAUACAUUGAAGUGUGAUAAAGAAAACAUUGCUGAAUUGCUCUGUUUUUUCAAACAACCUGCUCAAUUAAUCCCUAAAAUUGAAUCACAAUAUAUGAAUAUCAACCUUAUUAAGUGGAACAAUAAAUCUAACACAAACGACUUUUGGAGUGAAGUGAAUCUUUACAGGGACAGUGGUAACGAGAAUCCGUUUAAAGAGUUGGCUAAAUUUGCUUUGACAAUAUUAACACUACCUCAUUCGAAUGCUGAAGUCGAGAGACUGUUUAGUGCAAUGAACAUUAUCAAAAGCAAAUUACGCAAUAGAAUGCAACUGCCUAUGCUAAAUGCUCUCUUGUCUGUCAGAGCUGGCUUGAAACGACAUGGAAAAUGCUGUGAUACAUAUGAAAUGCCAAAGGACAUUUGUAAUAUUGAUUAUAUUAUGGCGCGUAAGUGUCGCAAGUGUGCGGAGCCUGUUACGCGUUCCGAAGAUUUUAUACAAUGUCUAGGCAAAUGCUUAAGCUGUUUCCACGCAAAAUGUGUUGGAUUAAGUGAGAGUGAUCUAAAUUUUCUAAAAACCAGUGGCGAAAUCGUGGGAUGGUGUUGUGAUAGUUGCAAGGUUCGGAAUGAACCCCCAUCGGCAUGUGCCUCCACUGAAACGACCGAUCCCGUAAGUAAUGCCACUGGUAUAAACUCUAAUAUUGCUCAUUUAAUACAACUAAGUAUCGAAAAUGCUUUCAACAAAAUUAUUCUAUCCGAAAUUACUGCAUUAAAACAUAACAUGCAGUCCAUUAUCAAUGAAAACACGAACCUUAAACUUGAACUUGCUAAUCUCAAGGCGAAAUUUAAUAAACAAACAUCUACAUCGUAUGCUUCAACGGUAUCUGCUGGAAAUGCCAGCUCUAACAUAAAUAAAGGAGCUAUCCCAAAGAUUAAUACUGCAACCGAGAUGACUACUCAAUUAAUUAGACCUCCAUCCGUGGCCAAAACCUGCAGUGCUGUCCAAGUACCCGCCGCUACUAAAUAUCUGCCUCCAAAUGCUUUAACUCUACCACCGCCACCACAAAAUGCCAAAUCUGUGGUAAAUACUAGAACCAUCGAUGGCGAUGGAGACUUCAUAGAGGUUACCAAACGAAGGAAGCCAAAGAAGCCGCUUAUUGAAGGAUCAGCAGUUGGAAUAAAUUUAAAAGGAGUAAAAUCCUUCUCUCACCUCCAUGUCUACAAUUUAGAUCCUACAGUAACGGUUGAACAAGUUAUUGAACAUUUAAAAAGUCACGAUUUUGAUGAAGUCAAAUGUGUCAAACUUAAUUCGAAGCGGCCAGAUGAGUACAGUUCUUUUCAUGUGUCAGUGCCAAGUGAGUUAUUUGAAACCCUGAAAUCGCCCCACAUAUGGCCUAAAGGUGCACGAAUGAACCAUUUUUUAUUCCGACUAGCCACCAAUCUUCCAAAAACCUAA